AAUUCCCUCCCCCAGAACAAAGAUGGCUCCCUUAGCCCCGGAUGUCGUCAACGAAAUCGAGCCCGGAUAUGGCAAUCAGCUUCCCCCUGGUGCCUGUCGCCUGGGGGUGAGAUCGGUCGCAGAGUGCUCCGAAAAAAGGUUUCAGCCAGAUCGGUAAUGCGUUUCAGGAAGACUUUUUUUGCUUUGAUUAAGGACUGACUGGGACGGCAACGUGUUUUUUGUUUUGUUUUUUCAACCUCCAACCAAAAUUUCAGCCACCAUCGGAAAUGAGGCCGGAAUUCGGACGGGCGGUGCUGCAUGUAGGCGCAGCCUGCUGUUUGUGUGUCGCCACUGUCAGUGCUGGGGUUUUUGACGCUGUCUUCACCGAGGUGGGCUACGAGCAUUAUGCGGAAACCCCGGUAGCCGGCUUGCCUUCUUUCCUAGCCAUGCCCUUCAAUUCCCUCGUCAACAUAGGCUACCUGCUGCUGGGUUGGUACUGGCUCCACAAAAACACCAAGGCCCCGGGAAACAAAGAGGAAGGACCAAGGGCGCGUUACCUGAAGGAUGUCUUUGCCACCAUGGCCCUGGCCUACGGUCCAGUCCAGUGGGUGCGGAUCUGGACUCAAACGCACCGUUCCGCGAUCUUGGACCAGUGGUUCACCUUGCCCAUUUUUGCGUGGCCGAUUGCUUGGUGCCGCUUCGUGGAGGAGGGCUGGAAGCCCCAGACUUUCUUCCUCAUCGAAUGUGUCUCGCUGUCUAGUUACUGCCUCGCCCUUUUGCACCGGCAGGGAUUUGAGUUGGCCUUGGGAUGUCACAUCCUGCUAGCUGUGUGGCAUGCUUGGCGGGCACAGCAGUGCCACGGAAAUGCCUACUCUGCUUCGUCCAUGACCCUGGCUGUGCUCUCCUGCCUGGGCUUUGUGGUCCUCAAGCUAGGUGACCAUUGGCUCUCCCAGUGGCUUCUUUUUCGGCAGAUGACCGGACACUUCUGGUCCAAAGUUUGUGAUGUCUUGCAGUUCCAUUUUGCCUUCCUGUUCCUGACCAACUUAAAUAAUUCCCCACAGAGAAAGAAGCUGUAAAAAGGGCAGCUGUGGCUUGAAGAACCUGCCUUUUGAUGACAGACCACUCAGAUUUCCCUUGCAUCUUGUGGCCGUGUACCUCCACAAUCAUUAACAUGGAUAAACAAUGAAGCAAACUAGCUGAGCUGAACUUGUCCUCUGAGAGCAAAGAUAAUAAAAUACAAGUUUAUACAUAAAA
Messenger RNA from Ornithorhynchus anatinus (platypus), 1233 nucleotides. RefSeq names its product transmembrane protein 187 (gene TMEM187). The record is from RefSeq and is a predicted model, not a curated record. Lineage: Eukaryota; Metazoa; Chordata; Mammalia; Monotremata; Ornithorhynchidae. The transcript is spliced from 2 exons. Gene Ontology annotation, cellular component: transport vesicle. The coding region runs from base 267 to 1055 and encodes 262 amino acids.